Molecule: messenger RNA, 2316 nt
Organism: Plodia interpunctella (Indianmeal moth)
Lineage: Eukaryota; Metazoa; Arthropoda; Insecta; Lepidoptera; Pyralidae
Product: facilitated trehalose transporter Tret1-like
Exons: 9
Coding region: 69-1529 (486 amino acids)
Biological process (GO): transmembrane transport
Cellular component (GO): membrane
Molecular function (GO): transmembrane transporter activity
Source: RefSeq, a predicted model, not a curated record
UUAAUAUAACAGUACAGUCAGUACAACAUACGCGAACGUGUGCAAAAAAAAAAAAAACAGAAAAAAAUAUGAGGCUGAAAUCAUUUUUAGUGCAAGCAGCGGCGUGUCUAUCUGUUUCAUAUCUGACCGCUCUCACUGGUUACAUAUACGCUUGGCCAUCAUUCACACUGGACAAUUUUAUGUCCAACGAAACAGUGUUAUCUCAUCCUAUGAACUCCAUGGAAAUCGGUCUGCUCGGCAGUCUGACCAACAUUGGAGCAUUGGUGACCACACCUUUCUGCAGUUGGACUUUGAAUGUUCUUGGGAGGAAGUAUUCGGCUGUACUGUUCGGGCUGCCUUUUGUGAUCGCAUGGGCAGUGAUAUCUAUAAACAACACCGUAGGUGUAGUGCUAGCUUGUAUUGCUGUAGCCGGUGCAGGGGCAGCAGGCCAAGCUGUUUCAUCUGUAUUUAUAGCAGAAAUUGCUGAGGAUUCCAUCAGAGGAGCAUUCGCUUCCACCACUGUUACGGGAUACUACGUGGGGCUAUUAAUAUCGUACGUUCUGGGUGGACUGCUGGACUAUCAUCAGGUUGUGUACACGAAUCUGAUGAUGUCACUCCUGUAUAUAAUACUGGUGGCGUUGUUGAAGGAAUCUCCGGUUUAUCUAAUGCAGAAAGGGAAUGAAGAGGAAGCAAGAAAAUCUCUGGCCUUCUACCGCCAGGCAGAUGUGACGUCAAAAGAAGUGGAGGCAGAGAUAAACCAAAUAAAACUUCAACUGGAUCCCAGACUACAGAAGAUGCUUGAAGAAGAAGACGUAUCAUUGGAAGAUAUGAAAGCGAUGGAGUUGCUACUCAAAAAUAAGCCUAAAGCGGAGGACGAAAAGAAGGAUUCGGAAUGGCGGUUUUUACUGAAAUCAAAGUCGUCAAAGCGCGCUCUCACCACCUGCCUCAUCAUCAUGAGUAGCACAAUCAUGAUGGGAUCCGUAGUGAUGCAGGUCUAUGCUGAGCCUCUCUUCAAAGAAGCUGUUCCUACCAUCAAUGCUAACCGGUUGUCUAUAUUCCUGGCUCUGGACUUUAUCGUCGCCAGCGCGCUUUGCUCCGUCUGUGUGGAUAGAUUUGGACGGAAGCCUCUGAUGACGAUAACGGCAGCCGCCUCAGGAGUUUGCACGUUCCUCCUAGGCACUCAGAUCAGGUUCCGCUGGGCCCCCGACUGGUCCACCGCCUUCAUCAUAUACCUGUACUCAUUCGUGUACAACCUUGGAGCUGCCGUGGUGCCUUUCAUAUUGCCUGCUGAGAUGUUCUUGCCCGAGGUCCGAGGCCUCUGCAACAGCAUCAUCAUGGCUUGCAUGUGGAUCACAAAUUUCGUCUCUCUUAUCAUUUUCAACCCACUCGUCGACUGCCUCGGCCUAGGCAAUGUGUUUUGCUGUUUCGCCAUCACCUGUUUCCUAGGAGCUCUCUAUAGCCAUUUCUACCUUCCAGAGACGAAAGGUCUUCCAGCCGACGCGAUACAACUUCUAUUUUUGAAAAAGAAAAAAGUUGUUGUCGCUGCGUAGCUUUUGUUUUUAAUUUUGAAACGAAGUCGUUUUUACUGGCCAGUGCUGCGCCAUGUUCACUAAUGUACAGAUUAAAUGGAGUAUAAUCGAUGGAACAGAUUUAAAAAUCGAUAAAUACUCUUCAGUGUUAGAUCGAGGCCUCAUUGCUACGUUGUGUCGUGCUGCUCUGUUCUGCUCCGUUAAUUUCCGUAAGUUUUAAUAUACUUAGACGUACUUUGCCGUACGUUGAAUCUCCAUACAACUGUCAAUAGAUGUCUUAACAACGGAGUACGAUUGAGCAACGGGGCAGCAAUGUUUCUGUAAAAAAUACGUGUCAAUAUUUUUUGUAUUUUAGGACAAUAACUAAAUUGGUUUCAAACUUUUGUAUGACUGAACUAUUGUACUCGUAUAUGUAAAAAAAUAUGAGUGGUAUCUUUAUAAAUCAAUUAUAUAUUUAUAUAGAAUUUUAAAUUAUUUCCUAUGCCAAAUUUUAAAGAUUCAUUGUGCAUAUACAUUGUUCUACAGAUAAAGACUGGAUAAGACUAAGAUCAUGCCAAUAGUUUUAUUACAAACCUUUAUUUAAGUCUUGUCUGUCUGUCUUUAAUGAAAUCUCGUUUAGAAAUUUAAUAUCUGAAUUACAAUCCAGUCUUUUAAAGCAAUGAGAAUGGCAGACAGUAAGUUAUAACUUAUUACCUCACCUUUGCGUUUUCCUGGCUGCAUUCGCGACUGAGACGCCAUGAAGCCCAAGGUGACGAAACAGAUAAACCAUAGUUACCGAUUAACUAUCGGCCGCCUGACCUAGACCCAC